AUGAGUUCGGAAGGUAAAUUUUUCACCAAAUUGAAGAAAACUUUCAAAGGGGAGAAAAGUAACGAAUCUUCGCCCAAUUCGUCACCUAAAACCUCUAAGUCCGCAUCAAAGAAAGAAACCAACCCAAAGAAGGAGAAGUUGCUUCAAGAAGCUCGAAAGGAAGGAGAAAAAGUAUUCCAUCGUAAGCACGACGAAACCACUGCAGCAGCAGGCAGUGGAGGCGUUGCUGCAGGUACAGCUGGUGCAGCUGGUACAGCGGGUACAGGCGGUGCAACUACAGCGACUACAUCGUCUUCAACAGCAGCCAACAUUGGUAACAAGGAACAUGACAACAUCCUCAAGGAAGCUUGGGAAGAAGGACACAAGCUAUUCCAUCAUCAGUCCAAAACAGGAAACACCGGUGUUCAUGCUGGUGGAACGGCACCCGCAGCAGCAGCAGCAGCGGGUGUUGGAGGCUAUGGUGCAUCUGGCCACCACAAGCACACCCCAAGUUCCGGAUACGAGUACAGCUCCGAUCCAAAUCAUGUUGUUACCAGCUCGUCAAAGGGCCGUGUGGUCUCAUCUCCACCAAGACGUUCAAGAGAGCCACUUAAAUAUGAAGUUCCCGGAGAUUUCAGCAAUGAAAAGAGUCCUACUGAUCCAACGGUUAUUGAAAAGUCAGAGAAUCAGCAGUCAAAUACCGCUGUAGUUACCAACACCAAUCCAGCGUAUAGUGAUGAUGCCAAGCCAGCAAAGGGUCACGGAAAGUUUUUUGAUCCAAAAGAUACACAAGGUGGUGUUCUUGGUGCUGCUACAGCCUCGGAAGGAUCUGCUCAAGCUUAUAAUGAGGGGGAUUUCAAACAAUCCCAUGAGGAAGCAACUAAAGCUAAAUAUAUCGACACUGAUAACUUGAAAACAAAGCCGGUAGUUUAUGAACAGGAAGAAAAGGCAAACCAAGCUUUAGAGGAGAUCAAGCAGGAAGCGUAUCGCGAGGGAAACAAACAAGGUAGAAAGGAUACACAAGAGGAUCCUUCCAUUUUAGGAUCUAGACAAAUUGGUGGAAGCGGUACCACAAAUGAUGAUCAAAAUCCUGACAAGGAAGCCAUACAUCAAGAAAAUAAAUCUGCUUACAACAAGGAUGGUAUUGCUGGUAUUCUUGAGAAAGAGCAAGGCGAAUUGCCAUCAAAGUCGAAGAAGCAAGAAUCACACUCAAACACUAUUGAGACUGGUGGUGCAGUUUUUGGUGGUGCAGGUGUUGCCUCUGCAAAGCAAGACAACUACGAUCCCGCUGAUGCUGAGAGAAGAAUCUCCGACCUUGACAAGCAGAUUAAUCAAGCUGACAGCAAAAUUGCCAAAUUGAGAAAUGACCCUAACAAUGCGUCGACUUUUGCAGUCCGUGAUGAGCCUAUCAAAACACCCAAGUUGGAUGAUGUGCACGAUGAAUAUGAUCAUUCUGAUGGUCAUGAUGAGUUUGCCGAUGCCCAAACAGAUACCAACACUAAUGACAAUGCCAAGUCGGGCCAAGGCGUGUUGGCUGGUGCUGGUGGUGCAUUGGCAGCAGCAGCAGGUUACUUGGGCUAUGGUGCAGCAAACAAAGAUCAAGACCGUGCAAAUCAAGGUGUUACUCCCGGCCAAAAACAAGAAACCUUAGACGCCUCUUUUGCGGCUGGUCAGCAACAAUUUGAGAAUGAGCACGCUGGUGUUACAUCCAGAGACACCACAACACAAAACCAAGAGGGCCUUGUCGGUAAGGCUGCUGGAUUCUUGGGAUUUGGAGGAAACAAGGAACAAACCCAAGCAAACGAGGGUGUUACUUCUGGUGAAAAGCAAGAGACUCUCGAUGCAUCUUAUGCAGCUGGUCAGCAACAAUAUGAAAAUGAAAAAGCAGGAACUGCAACUAGAGGUGCCCCUGGUGAAGAACAAGGAGGUAUUGUUGAGAGGGCAGAAGAAGUUAUUGGUGGAGCUACCGCUGCAGCUGCUGGCUAUUUGGGUCUUGGAGGACCACGCAAUGCCACAGAGGGACACAAGCAACUACUCAAAGAGGCUCAUGAGGCGGGAAAGAGAAAGGCAGAGAAUGAGAGACAGGGAGCUGCUUCAAGACACACCGGUCAAAAUCAGGAAGGCUUUGUCGAAAGAGCUGAAGGUGUGAUUGGAGGGGCUGCUGCCGCCGCCGCUGGGUACUUAGGAUUAGCACCUCGUGAUGCUGAGCAAGAACAUCAACAGAUUCUUAAGGAAGUCUACGAAGCUGGAAAGAGAAAGGGAGAAAACGAAAGAUUGGGAAGUGAUCAAACUUCCGGUCUGUAUUUGGAUGGAGCCAAACAGCGCAUUGGCGAAGCUUCUGCUACAGCUGCAGGUGCCCUUGGCUUGAACAGCUUGCAAGACUCGAAGGAGUCAACCAGUGACCCGUACAGCAGAAGUAAGGAUGCCACUCAAUCUCAAAACUAUGGCUCUAAAGGGGUUUCUGCUGAUCAAAAAACAACUGAAAGAAGAGGGCAAGGUCCAUCAAGCACUUCUCAGUCUUCCAACCAGGGAUACUUGGCCUCAGCAGGUGCAGCAGUUGCAGGUGCAGGUGCUGCCGUUACCGGUGCACUCGGGUUGAGUGGUAGUGGCGGUGAUGGACACAAUCCUACGGCUGCUGGUGACUCGUUAAUAAAGGACGCGGAAGAGGUUGAUCCUUCUAUUGAAAAGUUGCCACCUCAUAAGGUGAACAAGAAAGAGUUGGAAACGGAGGAGUCUCUUGGUCCUGCUGCCGAUCAGUAUGAGACUGAAGUUGUUGGCCUGAACAAGGAAAAAGUUGAAGACAAGCAACUCAAGGCGGCCGAAGACAGUGUCAGCAAGUGGAACAAAGAGCAUGGAUUUAAGAAUCCGAAAGAGUCUUUGAUCCAAGAAGCAGAGGAAGCAGACCCAGCCAUUGAAAAGUUGCCACCUCACAAAAUUGACAAGAAGGAACUUAAAGAGGAAAAGACACUUUCCGCUGAUGCAGACCCAUUGGAAAAAGAACAGGUUGAAGAUACUCAGUUCAAAGACAUUGAGGAUGAUGUUGCCGCAUACAACAAAAAGCAUGGGUUUACCAAUGUCAAGUCUUCGUUGAUCGAAGUUGCCGAAAAUGCAGAUCCUAGCAUCGAAAAGAAACCAGCACAUAAGGGACAGUCAGUCGAUAAGGAAGUUGCAGGCAAUUCAAAUGAACCGUCAGGUGGUGACGUACAAAGCUUACCAAGUAAGUAUCCAUCAGUGACUGCAGACGAAAUCAAGAGCUCUGCUGGUGCUGGGGGAGUUGGAACCAGUGAUGCAACAAGUAAAAAGUCUGCCGAUACUGGCAAGGACAACGAUUCCAAUACACGUGAAGUUUCAGACAAAGACCACGACCACAAGAAAAGUUCGAUUGCCGAUGUCGGAGCUGGAGCCGGAGCCGGAGCCGGAGCUGCUGCAUACGGAGCUACUCAUGAGAAAUCAUCGGAAGCAUCCAAGCCAAAGAAGUUGGACGAUUCAUUGAAGAAGUCCCUCUACGAGGUGGGUUAUUCCAAGGGUAAAGCCGAAAGCGCACGCUCCAACAACAAGAAAGGUGUGUUGGGAGCUACUGGCAGUGACUCUACUGAUUCAUCAAAACAAAACAAAUUGGAUGAUUCAUUGAAGAAGUCCCUUUACGAGGAAGGAUAUGCCAAAGGCAAAUCUGAACCAUCUGGAUCUCAAAGCAAGAAUGUUUCAGGCGCUUCUUACAAUACUACUCAACCACUCAACCGUUCAAUUGGAGAUUCAAGCUCACAUGUCGGUCCUGCAGCUGGCGCCACAACAGCUGGCACUACAGCUGCGGCUGUCGGUGCUGCAGAUGCUAAACAUGGCGCCAAUCAACUGUUAGACAAUGAUUUGAAGAAGCAAUUGUAUGCGCACGGCUACAAAUCUGGCGCUGCUCAAUAUCAAAGCAUUGAUCCAGAUUUGAAAAGGGAAUUGUACCAAAAUGGUUAUGCAGCUGGUCAAACGCAUCAUCAAUCAUCCACGGGGGGUUUUGGAUCUGGUAGCGGUACAAGGGGUACUGAUUCCAAGUUGGAUUCGAAACUCAAACAAGACUUGUACGAACACGGGUAUGCUAAAGGCAGCACCGAAAAGAAGGCAGAAAAGGACGAUCACGUUCAUGGUAGGUCUUAUGGAACUUCGAACAGAGAAGCUGCUAUAGUUGGAGGUGCUGGUGUAGGCGCUUUGGCGGGCGGCGCUUUGGGCAGCACUUCUCAGCCCCAAUCAAACCAGAAGUCUUUGCACGCUCCAAUUGAUGGUAGAUCUGAGUUGGUUGAUGAGACCACUGCUCACAAACAAAGAGAAGACAAUAGUAACAACUUGGUUGUUGAAGUUGUCGGAAUCGAAGAUCAGGAGGAAGCUUUGAGAACUGCUAGAAACGCUUCAAAGAAGUUGGACCAAAGAGGAGUGGAUUUGUCUUCUGGUAAAUUGGUCAUUGAUGCUAACAACAAGGAGAUAUACAAAGAGGAUUACGUUAGUGAGAGGGAGGUUCCUGGACGUACAUCUGGUGCAUCAAAUGUUAUUGGACAAUCAAGAACUGAAGGGUUCACACAGGGAGUUCGUGGUUUGGAUACGGCAUACGAAGGUGAUGGUUCUGGUGAACAGACCAAUAUUUACGGUGGUCAAAGUGCUUCCUACACCCAAGGUACUGCUGCUGCCAAUGUUGUCGGACAAUCAAGAGCCGAAGGUUAUAUUCAAGGUACGCAACAUGGUAAGGACACCACUUAUGAAGGUGAUGGUGCUGGUCAAAAAACAAACAUCUAUGCUGGACAAAGUAGAGGUGCUGAGCCACAAGUUGUCGGACAGUCUAGAGCUGAGGGUUACACUCAAGGCGCAAAAAAUACCGAUACCUCUUAUAGAGGAGACGGUGCCGGUAAGACGACUGAUGUUGCUCCAGGAGAAGAUAGAAAUGCUGCAAUUGCCUCCAUUUUGGCAUUGGACAGAGAAGCUGCUCCAGGUGUUACUUAUGGUGAUGGAAGUCCUGUUCCAGAUCUCAAACCUGGUGAGUGUCCUUAUUUCAGUUCAAUUGGCCAGCCUACCCCAGGUCCAGCCAGUGAAUAUCACAAGGAAGGUAUUCCAGAUCAAGGUGCGCACGCAGGCGUUGUUCGCGAAGCUUAUGCCGAGGGUCUUAAGCGUGGCCAUCAUGCUGCUAGUGGAGCCUAUGGACAAGGAGCUAGCGGAGCACAUGGAGUUGAUACUUCCUAUGAAGGUGAAGGUGUUGGUGCAAAGACUUGUCCUUACACUGGAGCUCAAGUGCAAAGCACACCAAGUACUGCAGGUUAUUACGGUGAUGGUCUUUCUGGACAUGGCCAAGGUAGUCAUGGUGCUCGCGGUUUUGACACUUCUUACGAAGGGGAUGGUGCGGGUGCUAAAACCUGUCCAUACAAACCUACUCUGGGCCAAUCCUCAGAUCAAUCUGAAUUAGCAAAGCAGAGAUUGCAUGAAGCAGCAAGACAAAAUGCUGGAUUGUCAGCUACUGGUGCUACUGGUGCUGCUGGUGCUGGUGCCGGUGCUGGUGCUGGUGCCACUAAGGAGCUCAACACACAUGAAAAGUCCUCAAACAAUACCAACAAAGAAGAUGAAGAUGAGAUAUUUGUAAAUGUCAAGGGUACCAAAGACAAUGCAAUUGCUACCAAGAUUGCCAGAACUGCUGUUGCCAGAUUACAAAAGACACAUGCGUCAAUCAUCUCCAAGGUUAAAGAAUUGCAAGUUGAUGCCCACACUGGUAUUGUUAGAGAUGAAAAUGGAGAUGAGAUUGCCCACUUUACAGAUUUAGCCGUUGAUGCAGACCAUGCAAGCUCUGACAAGUAUGGAUCAAAGAGCUCAUCAAGCAUCAAUAAUACUGGUGGUGUAAGCUCCUCCACUCCUGCUACUGGAGCUGGAACUGGAGCUGGAGCUGGAACUGGAGCUGGAACUGGAGCUGGAACUGGAGCUGGAGCUGGAGGACUAGCUGCUGCUGCUGCUACUACUGCCUCUGCAAAGCAUCCUCAUUUGACUGAGCCUACACAUCAUACCAGUGCCAACGCUGGACAACAAUAUGGUAGUGGAUCUGGAAAACCAGAACCACCUUACCCUCAGGGUGUGCCAGCAACUAAGGACGUUAAUGCCACUUCCAACUAUUCACCAUCUGGUCCUCAAUCUAAUAGGGCGAAUGAAGGUUUCCACACUCAAUCUUCGUCUGGUGCUUCAGGUGCUGCUUCGAGUGGAUUACCAAACUACUCCAACUACGAUGACCACAGGAAUCAAUCCUCAAGAGAAGAUUAUACUCAUGACAAUGAAAAGCAAAACUCCACAUCUCAAGGAGGUUUAUCUGGCUUGGCAUCAAGUGUUAUUGGUGCUUCUGGUGCUGCUGGUGCUUUAAAAUCAUUAGGUCUUGCAAACCAAAGCGGUACAAGCCACGGAAAAUCAGAUGAUAGGAAUAUCUAUUCAGACAAGUCUCAUUCAGACUCUAAUCCUUCAUCCUCACAUUUACUGGGGUCAAAUGCUUAUCCAAAAUCAGCCGUUGAUGCGUACUCAUCUUCUUCCGAAAACACAAGCUUUGACAAAAACGUCAAUGAUGCUACGUAUGGGCAAUCAGGAGGAAGAUAUGCUGAUCACCAAUCAACCUCAAAACCUUCCAAUUAUGUUUCUGAAUCGGGUUAUAGUACAAAACCUACUUCUGGUGUUGCUGAUGCCACAUCUGCGGGCGAAACAGGUGUUGGUAGAUCCACUGGCGUAGGUUCCACUUCUGCUGCAACUACUGCUACUAUUCCAAGUUAUGCUGAACAUAAUAAAAUUCCCAGAGACUUGCAACAUGAUGAUGCUGGUGCAACUGGUGGAUCCAAUGUUGGAUCAUCAUCACAUGGAUUAACUUCGAAUGCUGCCGAAGCUGACCAUGAAGCUACUACUGCAAACAGCUCAUUUAGCAUGCCAGGUGGAUGGAAUUAG
This is a messenger RNA of Lodderomyces theae, 6915 nucleotides long. RefSeq lists its product as uncharacterized. The transcript has a single exon. The record is from RefSeq and is a predicted model, not a curated record. NCBI's taxonomy places the organism in Eukaryota, Fungi, Ascomycota, Pichiomycetes, Serinales, Debaryomycetaceae. The coding region runs from base 1 to 6915 and encodes 2304 amino acids.